AUGAGCGAGUACUGGGUCUCAAAGAAACGCUACUUCUGCAAGUACUGCGACAUCUACAUCACAGAUGAUGCUCCAUCCAGACAGCAGCAUGAAAGUGGGCUCCGGCAUCAAGGAAACAAGGAUCGCUUCGUCCGCGGUCUUUACAAGGCUGGAGAGAAGCGCAAAAAGGACUUAGAGGAGGAGAAGAGGGAGAUGGCGAGGAUCGAGCAGGCUGCGCAAGCAGCUUUCUCGCAGGAUGUAGGCGCUGGGCACGCCAAGCCGAUCACAUCGCACACACCUACACCUAGCGUAGCAUCAUCGAGUCGGAAACCAGCCCCAAGAGCAGGCGGCGUAUUCGCUGACUACUCAACGGCAGAAUCGCUCGGUUACACAGACCCCGACCUCGAGCACGCGCUCGCCGAGGCGGAACGGCGGCAGCAGCAAGGGUUCGUGGGGGAGUGGCAGAUUGUCGAGAAUACGACACCACCAAUGUCUGCUCAUUUCGGGGGGCAGCCAGCUGAGGACAUAAAGUCGGGGGCGGAGCCUGCAGAGGGAGGCAACAAACGCCGGGCAGAGGAGCCGUUGGACGAAGAAGAUGAGCACCGGUGGAAGUUGAGAAAGAAGACGAUAAGUGUGGGGCUAGGAGAAAUAUAUGAUCCAGGUAUCAUCGCGAUCAAGGUCAAGCCAAAAAAGGAGGAGCCCAAAGAC
Heterobasidion irregulare TC 32-1 is the source of this 687-nucleotide messenger RNA. RefSeq lists its product as uncharacterized. Lineage: Eukaryota; Fungi; Basidiomycota; Agaricomycetes; Russulales; Bondarzewiaceae. The record is from RefSeq and is a predicted model, not a curated record. The annotation marks the transcript as partial. Gene Ontology annotation, cellular component: nucleus; precatalytic spliceosome. Gene Ontology annotation, biological process: mRNA splicing, via spliceosome. The transcript has 2 exons. Gene Ontology annotation, molecular function: zinc ion binding; RNA binding.